AUAAAAUGCGUGAAACGAAACGCAAAACCACCCCUGCGAGGCUAAUGACUCACUCACCCUCGGCCGAUCGCUCCCGAGCCUCCCCGAGCCCCCUCAGCCCGCGCGCUGAGUGCCGCACCGAAAACACACCAAAUUCACAAUUAUUAUGUAACACACAUAAGUUUUUUAAUAAAAAAAAUAUCAAGUGAAAUGUCUGUGACGGAACAUCGCGUUCGAUCGUUCGCGGGUGUUGUUAAAUUAGUUUUUAAAACGGACUUUAGUGAAAACAGAUAUUGAUUUUCUCGUGACAUCCCGUGAAUGCGAACUGUGUUAUUACAGUGUACAUAUACGUAUAUAUGUAGUGUAAUUUAUUUAUAUGAUCAAACAGUUAUGAUAAGAUUAAAAAGCAACCAACAGACGCCGAAAUGAGGCUCUGACCGCCAUCAUGGAGACCACGACGGAGGCCUAUCAGUAUGUGGGGCCCUUUCGUCUGGAGAAGACCCUGGGGAAGGGGCAGACAGGUCUGGUCAAGCUGGGCGUGCACUGCGUCACGGGCAAGAAGGUCGCCAUCAAGAUCAUCAACAGGGAAAAACUCAGCGAAUCCGUGCUAAUGAAAGUGGAGCGAGAAAUAGCAAUUAUGAAAUUAAUAGAACACCCGCAUGUCCUAGGAUUGUCCGACGUUUAUGAAAAUAAGAAAUACCUGUACCUGGUGUUGGAGCACGUAAGCGGAGGCGAGUUAUUCGACUACCUUGUGAAGAAAGGCCGGCUCACGCCCAAGGAGGCGCGGAGGUUCUUUAGACAAAUUAUAUCUGCGCUCGACUUCUGUCACAGCCAUUCUAUAUGCCACCGAGACCUAAAGCCCGAGAACCUAUUACUAGACGAACGGAACAACAUCAAGAUAGCGGAUUUCGGCAUGGCAUCUCUACAGCCCGCCGGUUCCAUGUUAGAAACGUCGUGUGGGAGUCCGCAUUAUGCCUGUCCUGAAGUUAUACGGGGCGAGAAAUACGAUGGCCGAAGAGCGGACGUGUGGUCGUGCGGCGUCAUCCUCUACGCGCUCCUCGUUGGCGCCCUGCCGUUUGACGAUGAUAAUCUACGACAGUUACUUGAAAAGGUGAAGCGAGGUGUGUUUCACGUGCCACAUUUCGUGCCGCCUGACUGCCAACAGCUGUUGCGAGGCAUGAUAGAAGUCAACCCUGAGAAGAGAAUGACACUUGCGGAAAUAACCCGACACGGCUGGGUGACUGCAGGAGGACGGGGUGAAUUAGAACAAGAACUGCCUAUGAUGGAGGUGGUUCAGACCAGGGUACUACCCAGUGCUGAAGCUAUAGACCCUGACGUUCUACAGGCUAUAUGCAGUUUAGGCUGUUUCAAACAACGGGACAAGUUAAUUCAGGAGCUACUCAGUUCACACCAUAACACGGAGAAAGUAAUAUACUUUCUACUGCUGGAACGUAAAAGAAGGAGACCAGCGCGAGACGACGAGCCAAGACCACAACCCGCACCGCCAGCGCCCGACCCGCCUCGCAAGCGCCUGGACACGUGCAGAGUGAACGGUCAAUCUGCACAUUUCGGUCAAAUCAGCGAGGGAUCGCCAAUCACACCCCGCCGGUCACAAUUCAGGUCGGCGUCGCGGCGCGAGGGCCGCAGCUCGCCGCAGCUGGCCGCCAGCCCGCCGACAGGCCACACGCCACACCGGGUCUCGUCUCUGGGAGGCACGCCGGCCACCCCGGGCUCACCACUAGCGUCGCCGUCGGUCCGCGAGCACCACCAUCAGAGAGCUAAUUCAACAGGACCAACGAUAAGCCUCAAUAUAAGCGGCGAACCAGGCGAAGCAGUUAUCAUUAUAAACGAAUCUCCGUUGCUAGGCAACACCGUGCCAGUUAGACCUCACAGCCCUUCGCAGUCACACAGAGUGCGGGAACGCUCGUCCUUACCCGGCCCUCCGAGCACGCAGUCGCCAGCGCAGCCGUCUCUUUUCCCCAAUUUAAAUACUAUUACAGGCGCGGCGGGCGGCAGCGGGGCGGGCGCGGGCGCGGGCGCGGGCGCGGGCGCGGGCGCGGGCGGCGCGGCGGCGCCGUGGCGCGCGCGGUUGGCUACCAUCAAGAACUCCUUCCUGGGCUCCCCGCGCUUCCACCGCCGCAAGAUGCAGGCGUCAUCAGAAGAAGUCCACUUGACCCCGGAAACAUCGCCAGAGUUAACCAAGCGCUCGUGGUUCGGGUCGCUCCUCCUAUCAGCUGAUAAGGAGGAGACCUUUACUGCGCUCGUCAAGGGGAAACCCCUGGCUACUGUCAAAGCGGACCUCAUACAUGCCUUCUUGAGUAUAGCAGAGCUGUCCCACAGCGUAUUGAGCCCCAUGUCGUUCCGGGUGGAGUACAAAAGGGGCUCCAACGCGCCCGCCAUGUUUCAGAGACACGUCCGGUUUCAGGUUGAUAUUUCAACUAUAACUAAGGCGCCGGGCGAGAACGGGAAAGAAUAUCUAUACGCUAUCACUUUCACAUUAUUGUCAGGCAAUAUCCGUCGGUUCCGUCGCGUGUGCGAGGUGGUGCAGGCCGCCGUGUGCCGCGCGCCGGGGGCAGGCCGGGCCCCGCCCCCGCACCCGCACCCGCACCCUCCCUCCCCGAGGGCUUCCAGGAGAAACAUCCCGUCACAUCCGGCAAACGAAAUCCCAGAUAGCCCGGAGACACCUCAUCAUCAAGAACACGAGGAUAACGCCUUCGACACCACCAAGAGCCCAACUAACACCAGCCACAACUCCAUAGACAACCUAGACCAGAACGGAUCCCACACGCUGGGUUCGAGCUCAUCAGUAACCAGCGGUUCAAGUGGGUACAAACAAAGUGUGCGGCGGCGGCGCGUCGACCGCGAGCCGGCGUCCGCCUCCCUCGACCACGAGAUCAUGAGCUGUCCCAGAGAGUUGCCCGGCACCCACACAAAACGCUCGUCCUCCGAGCACCGCGACUCCCUCGACUCGCGUUCGUCCCUCAAAGAUGACCUGCGCCGCAACAACAGCUUACGUGAGCGCCGCGGCGAGCGAGACUUGCCGCGCGUCGCGUGAGACACAAACUACAAACACUUAACCUUGGAAGUUACGUAUGUCUCUGGGCAAAGUCAUGCUAUGUCAGCUAAGCUGAGGUAACGUGUGGGCAAAGUUGUAGUAAUUUUGUCGCGCUCCGCGAUAGCGAGAGGUUCGUUUUUUCUGAGUCCACUAUUCGCUAUUCGAGCGUAUUCUUGUUCGCUAUUCGCCUCGCGACGUUUUUGUAAAUGCGGCACACGGCAAAGUCAUUUUAUAUUGGCAAAAUGGAGGUAGCGUGUGGGAAAAGUUAUAUUUGGGAGCAGUCUACCAGUGUACCGUACAGACACUAAUUUUGCUUAUGAGGAGUUUUUUCUAUAACAAACGAACCUAAAAAAUUCGUCUGGUUAAUAAUGCAGAAAGAACGCUAAUAAAUGAACAAUGCGUCUGUACGGGACAGGCCCGACGAAUGUUUUUGUUAUUCACAUGAGCAAAAUUGUGGUGGCAUAAUCAUACUGACAAAGGUGCGAUAGUAUGUUGGCAAAGUUUUAGUAAAUUGAUAUUCAUAUCGGCAAAUUAACGUGACGUCUUGGUGGGCAAAGUUGCCGAAUAAUUUCGGCACAAUGUUGGAAAAGUUGUAGUAAAUUUUGCUUUAAUGUCAAAGUUGUGUCCAAGAUAAAAUAUAUUGAUACAUUUGAAAUUAAAACCGUGUGUUUUUCAAAGUUUUUAGAGAUGUUUGAAUUUAAAAUUCAUCAAUGGCUAUUAUAACAUUCUCUGGUUAAUUGUUACUAUAUUUGUAACACAACAUGCGACUGUAUUGGAGUAGAUACCAUAUUGGUGUUGUAUCUUACACUGUUUGAUAGUGCACCAUAAAAUAUAACAUAAAAUAGUACACAUAUUCACAUUGCAUGUGUAUAGAUUGUACCGGUUGUACGUGUACUAUUGUAUGUCACAUUUUGUACUAUACACAUAGUAGACAAUAUUUGUCACAAUUGUAUGUGACAGAUAUAUUGUGAGGCGUCACGUUGAAAUGUAUUAAAUACCGCAAAUCAACCAGUUCCAAAUGUUUUGUACUAAAAAAUCUCGAAAGGUUUUUUAGACAAAAUAAUUCUGCGUAUUUAAAUACAAAUAAAUAAACAAAUACGCGUGUUGUUGAGGUAAUAGUUAUUGUACAGUUUCAAAUCGCUAACAAAUAUCUUUGGUGUAAAUUGCCAAAUAUUUUUUAUACUAAAUUUGCCCGUACGAGUACGCAUUUGAAAUUUAAACCUACGCAAUUCAAUUAAGUACUACAACAUAAAUCAAUACAGAGUUCGAUAUUUUGUUUUAAGUAUUUGUUUGCUAACCAAUGACGUUUUUACUUUGACAUUCAUAAGAGCGGAAUUCACGUGACAUUUUGGGUGGGCAAAGUUACGAAAUUAGUCAUAAUUGAGCAACAAUCAUGGCAUUUACACCAGAGAUAUUAGCAUCUAGUCAAAUUCGUUUUUUUACUCCAAAUACUAAAAAGUAUUAAGAUUUAGGUAAUUAGUUGGCUUAGGCUUGGUAUGGAGUGCACAAAAAUGGAAACGGAUGGACUUAUAAAUUGGCUAAUUACAGUUGACAUCGGCGUAACUAUGACCUAAGUAACUGAUGCUUACUAUACUUCUUUUUCUGCUUUUUUUUCUUGAUCUAAUGAGUGAGUAAGAGUCGGCAACGCGCAUGUGACACCCUGAAGUCGCAAAUAUUCAUAAACUGUGUUCCUAUAUAAACAGUACACGACAGUUCGAUCAGCUAUCACUAUCCAAAUCAUCCUGAUUUUCUGUCAAUUUUGUAAUAGAUUGGUUCGACAUAUUGGUGCAAUCAAACAAAAAAAAUCGUCUCAACAAAAGAAUUUAUGGGUUUUAGAACAAAAAAUAACAAUUUUAACAGUCCCAAUUUGCUUACUGGGAAUAUUAUCUCUUUAUACAAUAGUCUGCCCAAGCUAACUUUGCACGGAACAAAGUGAGGGAGUCUCAUAAUAAACGUGAUAUGUUCAUACAAAUUUGACACUAAUGACAACACACUUCGUCAUUGCAAAUGCGAUGCAGAGUUAGCUUGGUCUGACAUUAGCAAAACUGCGAAAACAUGACGAAAUUUUUGCAAGUAGGUAUCUGAUUACUCGUAGUUACGCCAAUGACGGUUAUAAGAUUUUUAAAAUUUCACAGACGCUUCCUUACAAACACCAUUUUCGAGAAAAUUCGGCGAACUUCCAAUCUUUAACCGACUCUGGAGUAGUUAUCAUGUAUAUAUUUUUUGGCGAAUCUGCUGAAUACUGUUGAAGAUUUUUGGAAAAUCAUUUUAAAUAAUAAUAUAAUUUCCUAUUAUAUUCUAACGCUUUAUUAAAUCAGUUAAAUAAAGGCCUUUUCUCUCGAUUUGGCAUAUGAAUUGGCGAUGCUAUUAAGAACAUAGGAAAUACCAAAAAUCUUCAAAUAUAGCAGUGCUUUCGGUAUCAGAGUCGGUUUUUUAAAAGGUAUUUUUAAAGCCAAAAUUCGAGUUUUUAACGCCCAAUGAGAAUUAGCGAUUUUUUUUAUAUAUUCUAUAUAUAAUAGCUGUAUCUAGUAAGCUUAAUUGAUGUACGUUAAAAGUUAUAUGCGUUGGGGCUAUAUCUUAGUUAUAAGAUCGAAACUAGGAAAAGCUGGUUUAAUUAAAAAAAUAUUUUGCCUUUAAUUCCUCAUCAUAUCGUUGUAGCUUUAUCAUUGGACUUAAAAAUUAGUUCAGUUAUUAUAUUACGUAGGUCAUUAAACGAUAGAAUUUACUAAUACUUACUAGUAGGGUAAACUCGCAUUAUUUGGUGACACGCCUAAUUCGGUGAUACAAGUUUUGAAGCAUGACACCCAGGAAAGCAAGUGAAAUGGGACCUCACGGCUUCACGGCUUCGUCGGCUUUACCGUGAGGCCCAUUUAAAAGGAGUUUACCCUACUGCCAGUAUCAAAGCAUCAAAGUUAACGUAUCAGAACUAUCAGACUAUGGAUCAAACGGUUUCCAUUCUCUAUAUAACAGCUUAACAAAAAAUUAUUAGUCUCUAUUUGUAGUACAAUUACUUACUUUGUAAUGCAAAUUGUAGAGAUACAUCACUAUUUUGAAAAGUAUUCGAGGAUGACAGAUACAGUCCGCAGCAGAAGUUGCUAAGCGGGCGAAAUGUCCAAAAUUACCUUGACACGCUCUUAUUCUCUUAACAAUAAAGUCGCGUCAAGAUCAUUUUGAACACCUGGCCCGCUUAGCAACUUCUGCUGCUGACUGUACUUUUGACCCGUUGUUUCAUCCGCUUCAGUAUUAAAACUACUACACUAACUAAACGAGUCAGUAUUACUAUAUAGGUACAUUAUCAAUUUGUAAAAACUAACGUGAGAUUUACAGUGACGUGUAAACUUAAAUCUUUUUCACAAAAUCGCUGCCAGUUCUGUGCGUUUUGAUUUGUAAAUCAUUUUACCCAAAAUGAAUUAAAUGAUUACCCAAGUAAUUUAGUCAUCAGUUAAAAUAAAAUACCAAUAUAGGCUAAUCAAGGGCCUGACGCGCUUUGAUAGAGAAAAGAUAGUCUUAUUGCGAUUCCUAUAAGAGGAAAGAGAAAAUAAUGCCAUGCUUUGUCCUUAUCACCGACCGGGUGGCAUCAUAGGUAGGAGGCGAUGGCGAAAUACCGAAAUUUAUAAGAGUGAAAGAGAAAAAAUCCUAUGCUGCCGAAAUUUUAUAUGAAUAUUCUUACUCUUACCCCCGGUCGCUCGAUGGCGCGUCUAUAACUACUUGUAUAUACUAUGUCUAUGGGGCUAAUAGUUAAAUUAAGAUGUAUCCCCAACGUGUGACAUUAUUGAAACCGCCCAUUGUAUGUUAAAUGCUAUCCGUGUACUGAAUUAUAAUUAAAAUAGGUAAGGCCUGGAGAUGUUAACUUAACGCUGUAUUUUUGCAAAGAAUGUGUUUAAACAAACCCUAUUAAAUUUUCGGACAGGACUUUUGACCGACAGUCAAAAGGUAUUAUUAUUUGUGGGCAAAGUCAUAAUUAUAUAAUUAAUAUAUCACGUUUUUAUUAUAACUUUGCCCACAAACAACUUGAAAUAAAAAUUAUGUUAAAGGAUUGAUGACGAUGUUUAUAAUGUCAUUUCUUGACAAUUGUCAUGUACAGUCACGGUCAUCACUACAUAGUAUAAAAUAAAGUCGCUUCCUGCUGUCUGUCUGUCCCUAUAUAUACUUAGAUCUUUAAAACUACGCAACGGAUUUUGAUGCUGGUUUUUUUAAAUAGUGAUUUCAAGAGGAAGGUUUAUAUGUGUAAUACAUCAGCAUUGCACCCGUGCGAAGCCGGGCGGGUCGCUAGUAAACGUAUAUAUCUAUGCCAUGGCCUUGACUGUUUAUGCUUUAAAAUUCCCAGCCUUAUUCAAACUUAAGAGCAAUACCUUUUAGCGACUGCCUUCGAUCAUCUGCCUUGUCCUACCUACUGCCAUAUUAACCAUAGGCAUUGCUUAGAUAUUCGGCAGGAAUCGAUCAAUGGUAUACCAGACACGUAUAUAUUGAUGUAUUUUCUACUUCGGGUCGUCAUAAUGUAUAAUCAAAGUGGAUUACAGUACUUAAAAUAAAAUAAACAAAAAUACAUGUUACCAUUCCGAUUUCUGCCUCCUAUGUAUAAAUAAAUUAUAUAGUGUGCACAUAACUUAGUCGAAACCGGUGUCCACAUUCAAUAUAUUUAUAAAUGCUUAUAUGUCCGGUUAUAUACUAUUACUGUAAGAUGCAGGGGCGAAACUUUCCAUAUGUAACAAAUAUGUCAAUUUAAUCUGACUUGGAGACCCUUUCAUUUGUGGUCUACCUUACAGUCAUCAUCAUAUAUAUCGGAGCGGCCUAGGUGUUCACAAAUAUCUGAACAAAGCUUUUAUUAUCACUCCAUUGUUUCUGAUGGCGACAGUAUGAUGUUUAUAUGUAUGAGUAGCAACGACAUACGUACAUACACAUAAUUCUAAAUGUCGAAAGUAUAGUCGUAUUCUAUCAUUAAAUUCUUACAAAUGAAAGGGUUAUGUAUACUGAUUUAUAUUUAGUUAAAUUAAAAGUAUUAUUUUGUUUUAUUUGUUAAAACAUAAUUUAAAGUUGUAUAAACCAUAUAUAUAGUUGAAUAUUACUGUAUUAUGAAAUAGCAGAGAGCGUUAAAUGUGUCUGUAUACGCGAAAGUCAAAUUUUAUUGUAGAUCUCAGUCAAAAUGCAAUAUACAGAAUCACGUAUUUUUAUCAUAUACAAAAAUCACCAAAACAUCACAUAACAUAACAUAAAAUACAUCUAGUCACUAAUUUAUAAAAUUUUCAUGAAGCAGUGUUCGGUCAAAAACGGCUCUUAUUUUAAAAAGAUUAUGUAACUUUGCCCGUUUGAUAUGACUUUGCCCACUUUAUUUAAAAAUAGUAAACAAUUAUACGAUAAAGCAAAUUCACUUAUUCGAAAACCAAUAAAAAAAAGUGCGUUUAUGUUAUUUCGUAAAGUUAUAAUAAUGGGCAAAGUUUCGAACCAAUCAAUAGUUUCUGGUUUUACUAAACUACAUUGUUGAUGGAACAUUGCAGUAUUGGAUGUUAAGUUACUAUACUCGUUGAUAUUUGUACAUUUAUUAUAAUUAUAUUAAUUACACUUAGUUCGUAAUUUAUUUUCAGGUGCUAGUGUAUAAUAAUGAUCUCGUUAUUUAUAAGUUUAUUAUAAGCGUUGGCAGUUAACAAGGCUACACCUACACUGAUUAACUAAGGGUUUGCAAAUUAAUUUAUCUGAAAUUAAAUAAUACAUAACCUUACCAACUUAUAACAUGAGAUGACUACGGUUUACGGGCUAGCUAAAUGUAGUAUUUAUUCAGUUCGAUGAAAUAUAAAUCAUUUUAAUUGAAAGUUGCUUUUAUCGGUCAUACAAUUUUCAAACAAAAUAAAAUUAACUCUAUUUCUUACAAUAUAGAUACAAAUUUGUCUAGCAAAUUUUAGAUUUUUCCUUUGUAUGGCUGGCAACACUCAUAACUAAUUUACUAAAUGGUCCCAAAAUGACCUAAUUUCGAAUUAAGAUCUUACACAACUCAAAUAACAGUUGCUCUUUUUAAGUUUGAGAGUCCAAAGUAGUCUUGUACCUUGUCAACUGCGAAAAACAUUUGUAUAUACAUUUAUUUAUCAUCACACAUUGCCCCUGUCAUGCAUAUAUCAUUGAUUACCUGAAGUCACAUAUCAUAUGUCAGGUAUAAUAUAUCUUUACCGCACUUAACUAUUUUCUUCCAUCUUACUUUUCCAACUAAGCCAACUAUAAGCCCUUGUUCCUCCGAUGAAUUUUAUCGUAAUGCCCAUUUGUUUGUAAUUUUUAUCGAAACAAAAUAACCUUCAGGGUAAAAACACUUAACGAUUUCACAGUACGUUAAAAUUGUAAUGAAUGUAAAAGGCAUCCUGGAUUGCUUAUUAUUAGAUAACUCAUAAGUAAGUCUAAAACAUGCACUUGUCAAUCUUCAUCGUCUGAUUCUUAUCAAACGUACAAAAAAUCUUGUACCAAAGAUACUUCAGUCCUAACAUGGCGUCCAGUAUUUUUCCCAACUCUUUAGGUAUGUUUAAAAAUGCAGUAGAAUUUGCCUUAAAAAAAGAUAAGUCGGUAAAGGUAGGUUAUGUCAUAGUUGAGAGAAUGGAUGGAUCAUUUAAAUCAUAAAUAAAUUGUAUAUUGUUUAUUGUAAUGAUAUUGCCUUUAAGUCAGACCCCACGUGUAUAAAUAAAAAUAUGAUAUAUUUUUGUGUUCAAAAAUAUGAAGGUCGGAGUAAAAUGGGAUCUCGCGGAGGAGCGGGAACCAUGGUCCCAUUUUAUUUUGACCAUCUAAACAUUGUGAAAUGUAAUUUUGUACUCAACUGAUGAAAGUAUAUUGAGAAUUUAGCUUUUUAUGAUAUAAACCACUUAAGCUUUUAGCAAAAAUGGCCAAUACAAAAUAUUCAUAUCCUACUUGUUUGUGACAACAUGAGAAGGCCUGACAUGUUAUAAUAAGAAAAGACCCCCGUGGGUUACGCUAAAAAAACGAGUCAUCAGUACGGUAUGUUAAAUAGUAAACGUAUUGAUUCUAGGCAAAAUUGACAAAAAAUAUUGAACAAAUCAACCUUUGCAUAAAUUGUCUAUCUACUCUAUCAUUUCAAAUAUCUGAACGAUAAGAACUUUUUCAUAUUUUGCCCAAUUCUUACUUCUUACGUUGAUUAUAAAAUAAAGCUUGUUAAACAUUUAGUUUCCCUUAAAAAGGUUUCAUUUGUAUUUUUUUUCUAGCGUUCCUUGCACAUACCAUUUAAUAUGGGCGAUGAACAUACCUUACAAACUCACUCGAGGCAUUCGACGUCUUCUUAAAUUGCUAUGCCUUCAAAUGCUUCUAGUGAUCAACAGAACGGGCAAAAUGUAAUACUAAUAAUAAAUUGUUAUUUUGAUGUGUUUGUGACUAUUGUAAUAUAUUUAAGGUCUUCGAAGUUAGUCGUUUGCUUUUUUGUUUGGAGACCUACGCCCGGAGAAGGCGUGAGAUCUUAUAAUGUGACUUAUGCCUUUUCUAAGGCGACUGCUGUACAUUCGUAACAUAAGCAUCGCUAUCUGUACUGUAUUGCUUAAGGUAUUGGUUAAUAAAAAAUAAAUAAAUAAAACAACUAUUUAAA
This is a messenger RNA of Cydia strobilella, 10601 nucleotides long. It is a transcript of the gene sff, whose product is annotated as serine/threonine-protein kinase BRSK2. Gene Ontology annotation, biological process: microtubule cytoskeleton organization; intracellular signal transduction; protein phosphorylation. The transcript has 26 exons. Gene Ontology annotation, molecular function: ATP binding; protein serine/threonine kinase activity; tau-protein kinase activity. Bases 425 to 3034 code for a protein of 869 amino acids. The record is from RefSeq and is a predicted model, not a curated record. Lineage: Eukaryota; Metazoa; Arthropoda; Insecta; Lepidoptera; Tortricidae. Gene Ontology annotation, cellular component: cytoplasm.